Messenger RNA from Chrysemys picta bellii (western painted turtle), 3146 nucleotides. The record is from RefSeq and is a predicted model, not a curated record. NCBI's taxonomy places the organism in Eukaryota, Metazoa, Chordata, Testudines, Emydidae.
AUGAUAUGUGAGAAAGAGGAGCAGAAUUCUCAGCAGGAAAAUGUUGAGCAAGUGGAUAAACACAGAGAAUUAUCGCAAAGAUCGGAAAGGAAUGUGUCCAGGAGUCAUGAGCUGGGAAAAUCCUGUGAGAUUCAGCACAGACCAGAAAGAGAACAAGGAAGCCAGCCAGAGUUGAAAGUGGGUAAAUGUAUUUCCUGUCCAGGAACUCAGAAGUACCUUAAGGAAACCACAACACAGCAAGAAAUCCUCAGGAGAAAGAGAAAAAAUACAUUCACUGAGUGUGGGAAAAACUUACGUGACUAUUCAGCCCUUAUUAGUCAUCAGAGAAUCCACACAGGGAAGCGGCUCUAUGAAUGCAGUGAGUGUGGGAAAAACUUCAAUCCCAGAUCACAGCUUAUUAGGCAUCAGAGAAUCCACACAGGGGAGAGGCCCUAUGAAUGCAGUGAGUGUGGAAAAAGCUUCACUCGGAGAUCACACCUUAUUAGGCAUCAGAUAAUCCACACAGGGGAGAGGCCCUAUGAAUGCAGUGAGUGUGGGAAAAGCUUCACUCAAAGAUCAGACCUUUCUGAACAUCAGAGAAUCCACACAGGGGAGAGGCUCUAUGAAUGCAGUGAGUGUGGAAAACGCUUCACUCAAAGAUCAGGUCUUUUUCAACAUCAGAGAAUCCACACAGGGGAGAAGCCUUAUGAAUGCAGUGAGUGUGGGAAAAGCUUCACUCACAGAUCAGUGCUUUCUGAACAUCAGAGAAUCCACACAGGGGAGAGGCCCUAUGAAUGCAGUGAGUGUGGGAAAAGCUUCACUCACAGCUCACACCUUAUUACGCAUCAGAGAAUUCACACAGGGGAGAAGCCCUAUGAAUGCAGUGAGUGUGGGAAAAACUUCACUCACAAAUCAGUCCUUUCUGAACAUCAGAAUAUCCACACUGGUGUGAGACCUUAUGAAUGCAGUGAGUGUGGGAAAAACUUCACUCACAGAUCAUCCAUUAUUAGGCAUCAGAGAAUCCACAGAGGGUAGAGGCCCUAUGAAUACAGUGAGUGUGGAAAAAGCUUCACUCAAAGAUCAGAUCUUUUUCAACAUCGGAGAAUGCACUGAGUGUGGGAAUACCUUCCCUUGGCACUCAGACCAUGUUAGGCAUCAGAGAAUCUGCAAGGGAGAUCAACACCAUAAAAACCUCUAGGGUUACCAUUAUUUUUUUUUUAAUACUUUUCCUGAUUCCCACGUAGUAACUUUUAAAGCUAUUUGACUGUUUGCAGCACCGUUAUCCCUCAGUUUGUCCUGUUGAUUGGCCCAUUUUUGCCUUUUGCAGUUCUCCCUGUUUUGAGGUGGACAAAUAGGUCUCUAAUUCGAGUGUGCCCUUCCUGUCGGGAACCAGGGAGCAUCAUAUUAAUACCAUUUCUCCUGUUUCAAAGUUAUUGUUAGAAUGUGACGUUAUUAAUAUGAACUGGGACUGUAUAGAUCCGUAGUGUCCAAUAGAAAUUUGAUGCUAGCCACACUGCUAGCCCCACUUGUGGUUUUGAAUUUUUAUUAGCCACAUUAUAAAAAAGCCACAUGCAUUAGCCACAAUUCAAUAGCCUAUUAGCCACAUAUGGCUAGUGGCAAACGUAUUGGACACCGCUGGUAUAGAUCAUUGUUGCAGCUAUAGUGGCACCAAAUCUUGUAUAAAGUGAGUCAAAUAAGGUGUAUAAGACAAGGUUUUGAUUUGCUGGUUAUGGUUAUGCUAUCUCUAUGCAUGUAUCAUUUCUGUAUUUAAAGUUAUAAGUAUUUGCUCUAUACUGUCUGUAUUUCAAGCUUGUGCUAUGCUUCUGGGUGACACCCCAGACAAUUUGUCAUCAGCACUGCCUUGCCUCCUUGAUUAAGGACCAUCAGCUACAACUGACCCUUUGAGAGAAGGAAUAUACACCUUGUGACUCAGCAAGGCAUGCAGGGACAUGCCUAUGGAUAGAACUCUAAGGUUUUUCCAUGCCAUGUGCUGGAUAGCUUGUUUUUGGAACAAAGAAAGCAGAGGCCACAUGGCAAGAGACUAUAAAAGACUGCUGCAUCUCCUCCAUCUUGUGUUUAAUCCUGCUUCUUGCCCCUGGAGGAACUUUGCUACAAACUGAAUCUCUGAACAAAGGAUUGAAUGACCCAUCCCAGCUGUGGGUGUACUCCAGGGACUUAAUUUGAACCUGCAGUUUAUUCCAUCACUGCUAUAAUCUGAACCAAGAAGUUUGCUAUUACUGUAUAUAAUUGAUUCCAUUUAACCAAUUCUAGCUCUCAUCUAUAUAUUUUUUUUCUUAUGAAUAAAUCUUUAGAUUUUAGAUUCUAAAGGACUGGCAAUGAAAAGAAAGGAGAAGUUAAAAUGACAAAGGGAAGGAAAAAGGGGAGAGAGAGACUGUUUUUCCAGAACGAGGUAUUUAAAAAGCACAUGAUUUGCAAUUUCUGGCUGAAAGAAAAGUGCAAUUUAAUUCUCUCUCUCUCUCUCUCUCUCUCUCUCUCUCCAGUUAUAGGAGAGAGAGAUUUGUGCAUAGUAUCUGAUUUGUAUAUUGACCUGGGUUUGGGGCUUGGUCCUUUUGGAUCGGGAGAACCUUUUUUCUUUUACUGGGGUAUUGGUUUUCAUAACCAUUCAUCCUCAUAACAAGUGGCACUGGUGGUGAUACUGGGAAACUGGAGUGUCUAAGGAAAUUACUUGUAUAACUUAUGUUUAGCCAGUGGGUUGAGACCAAAGUCUUCUCUGUUUGGCUGGUUUGGUGUGCCUUAAUAAUACAGGAAACCCACCUUUGGGCUGUAACUGCCCUGCUCUAAGCAAUUUGUCCUGAAUUGAUACUCUCAGUUGUGUCCCGCCAAAGGCAGCAUCAUUACAGAGAGACAAUCUGUAUCAUUGGUGAAUCAUUGCCUGUUCUUAUGUUGCUCUGGGUUGUGCUGAAGAGCUGUUAUAUUGGGAACUUUUCAAAUUGUAUUUAAAUGAAGAGGAGCAGGGGCAGGAAAAAGUGUUAUUUCAGCCUCUGUGACACUGGAAGGAGAUGGGCUGACUCAGAUUCCCUCCUUACUCAUCAUUGCAGAACUAUUACCUUUUGUCUGAGAUGUGCAGAGUUUAUCUUUAUCACAUUCUAUCCCUCCACUUCUGAAAGUGUCACGUGAUAAAGAGUUCUCAGCUGUCUGUGCUUGGA